Molecule: messenger RNA, 549 nt
Organism: Ambispora leptoticha
Lineage: Eukaryota; Fungi; Glomeromycota; Glomeromycetes; Archaeosporales; Ambisporaceae
Source: the annotation of a GenBank genome assembly
AAGUUGAUAAAAGUAAUGCAAUGUCGGGUUCCUAUCCUCAGGGCUAUAAACAUAUGAUGAAACGUAUUAGUAUAGAUGAGAUCGUGAAUAUUGAAAAUGACAGGAAUAGUAACAGAAGCAACACAACUAAUACCGCGAUUAAUAGUGAAGUUGAUAUUUAUAGCAAUAGUGAAGUCAACCUAUAUCAUGUUGUGGACAAUAGUAAAACAAACAUGUAUAACACCAUAUCUUAUGUCGCAUAUAACACCGUGAACAAUAGUGAAACCAACACGUAUAAUGCCAUAUCUUAUGCCAUAUAUAACGCCAUGGACAAUAGUAAAACCAACCUAUGUAAUAUUGUGGAUAAUAGUGAAAUCAACGUGUAUAACACCAUGUAUAACACUGUGUAUAACGUUGUGGAUAAUAGUGAAACCAACCUAUAUAGCGUCGGGUAUAACGUCGUGCACAAUAACGAAGCCAAUGCAUAUAAUGCCGUGGAUGAUAAUGAAGCUGACAUUGAGGAUUAUUAUGAAGAAGUGUAUCGUGGUGGUAUAGAUAUAGAGGACUCAA